Ficedula albicollis (Collared flycatcher) is the source of this 1401-nucleotide messenger RNA. RefSeq names its product transmembrane protein 196 (gene TMEM196). Lineage: Eukaryota; Metazoa; Chordata; Aves; Passeriformes; Muscicapidae. Bases 125 to 646 code for a protein of 173 amino acids. The transcript has 4 exons. The record is from RefSeq and is a predicted model, not a curated record.
CCGGCUGCCGGCGAAGGAAGAAAAGUUUGGGGGCGACUUAGGGCCGCGGGAGCGCCCGAGGAGGAGAAGGAGGAGGUUGCGCGGUUUCCCCGGCUGAUCGGGAAGGAAGGAUGACCGAGGGAGGAUGUGCACCAGCAGCCAGAUCAUCGGGAGCCUCCUGGUGCUCUCCGUGCUGGAGAUAGGGUUAGGGGUGUCCAGCGUGGCCGUGGGGGCGGUCAGUUUCAGCCUGGUCCUCACAGAGCAUAAACCUCAGCUGGGAGACUCUUCUCCGUUCCUGCUUUGCGGCGUAUGUGGAAUAUUGUGCGCCAAAAAAAAAUCUGGACUUGUUAUGAUACUUUUUUCUGCCUGUUGCAUCUGUGGACUAAUAGGAGGAAUCUUAAAUUUUCAAUUUCUUCGUGCUCUGACAAAGAAGUCAUCUGCUCUCUAUUCUUUGCAUCUUGCCUCCAUGUCUCUUGCAUGCAUUGGAAUUGGUGGUUGCACCCUUUCUUCAUGGCUCACUUGUCGGCUAGCCAGCUAUGAACAAAGGCGAAUGUUCUCAGAAAGGGAACAUUCAUUGCAUCACUCCCAUGAAAUGGCAGAAAAAGAAGUUACAGACAACCUAAGCAAUGGUGGCCCACAUCUGAUUUAUAAUGGAAGUGUAUAUUAAGAGAUUUUUAAAAGUUCCAUGGAAGGAAGUGGUUUUAGAAUUUUCUUCAGGAAAAAAAAUAGACUCCAAGAAAUUAAGAAAAUGAAACUAUCUUAGCUUUUAUGCUCAAAUGUCACAACUGCCAACCAGUACAGUUGCAAUUCCCUUUUAGAACCAUGUUCAAAAUUUGCCUCCUAAACAUUUUGCGGAUAUACAGUAUUUAUUCACUUCCUGCCUACUCUCUUUCAGUUUUUUGUCUGAAUAAUCUUUCUGAAUUGUGAUAGUAUUUGAAAUAGACUUCUCAAGACUCUUAUUCUCAUGAAGACUCAAAAAUCAGAAAAAAACCCAAACUGAACUGCAUUUAGCCCACUCAAAGGAGAAGGCAGAGGAAGAAUGGCUCAGGGGAAUCUUUUUCUCCUCUCCACUUAGCAGCAUCUGGUGUAAUACGAUGGCUUCAGAUCAUGGCAUGGUACAGCAACACAUCUGCACAGUCCCUCUCCUCACAUUUUGAAUGCAUCCUGCCUCUGUUUUCCCAGUAGAUCAUAUCAAAGGAGUGCAAACUCCUUACAAAAAGCUCCCCUUUCACAUCCAGAGUGUAAAUGAACAGUGUACUGAAAACAAAACCGAUGUCUUUGUUUUGAAAGACAGAAUGCUCUAAGAAUGCCAUAAAUCAAAACCUCAAUAAUGCCUUGUUGUAAAGAAAUUGUAAAUAUUUCCAAUUUGUGAAUGAAGUAUAUUUCGUAAUUUGUUCAUAAAAGAUGACAAAUAAAAUGGAA